GUGUCGUGUUAAGGUCACACGGUGGCUGCCUGAAUUCCCCUCUUUGUGUUUACACAUCCGGGUUUCCCUGUUUGCAGCCCAUUCCCCAUUUAGAAGCCAUUUUGGACACAGAUCAGUAACAUGCAUGUAAACCCCGACCGACCUCCCGAUGCAGCGGUGCUACUAUUCAAGUGAAUAACCUCAAAAAGAGCGCUGGGCUUUCGUCUCGGAUGGUUUAGCGGCUUCCCAGUCGGUUUUUGGAUCCACUUCCGACGCGAAAUGCUGCACCUAUGAGCGGGCUGAGCAGUCUGGCAGUCAGUUAAUCGCUCCUAUCUUUUCUUGCAACAUUGUUGCGGCGUCGCGGCUAUUGACACGCGCUGUGGUGGUGGUGGUGGUGGUGGUUAGGCUGCUGGAGGGACCGGAGGCCUGUGGUCGUUUUGAUCCUUGGACUGAUGUUUUGGACAAGCUGAGUUUUAAUGUUCGCGACGGAAAGCCGGGGAAAUAUCUGUCCUGUAUUUAAAACGGAACAUGUCUUUUUCAUGGCUGACUUGUUCACUUCUUCUGGGAACUUUGUGCGCAGGGUACAGUCUGGGCGAAGCAGAGACCCGGGAGUGUGUGUACUACAAUGAUAACUGGCGCACGGAGAGGACCAACCAGAGCGGCUUCGAGCGCUGUGAGGGGGAAAAGGACAAGCGACUGCACUGUUAUGCCUCCUGGCUCAACUCCUCAGGGACCAUCAAGCUGGUGAAGAAAGGCUGCUGGCUGGACGACUUCAACUGCUAUGACAGGCAAGAGUGUGUCUCCAUGGAGGAAAACCCUCAGGUCUUCUUCUGCUGCUGCGAGGGCAACUACUGCAAUGAACGAUUCACCCACCUUCCUGACAUGAUUGGCAGUGGCAACCGAGUGAAAAUCCGGCCUCCACCCCGAGUGCCGUCCCUGCUAAACGUGCUCGUGUACUCCCUGCUGCCUCUCUGUGUGCUGUCCCUGGCCCUUGUCCUGGCCUUGUGGAUGUACCGCCACCGCAAACCUCCCUACGGCCAUGUAGACCUGAGCGAGGAUCCUGGACCAGCUCCUCCUUCCCCCUUGGUGGGUCUGAAACCACUGCAGCUGCUGGAAAUCAAAGCCAGGGGGCGCUUUGGUUGUGUUUGGAAGGCCCAGUUGAUGAGUGAAUAUGUUGCUGUUAAGAUCUUCCCUGUUCAGGACAAGCAGUCGUGGCAAAAUGAACGGGACAUAUUCCUGACUCCGGGGAUGCGACAUGAGAACCUCUUGCGUUACAUCGCUGCAGAGAAGCACGGCACCAACCUGGAGACUGAGCUGUGGCUCAUCACAGAGUUUCAUGAGAGGGGCUCCUUGACAGACCACCUGAAGGGUAACACUGUGACCUGGACUGAGCUGUGUCACAUAGCAGAGACCAUGUCCCGCGGUUUGGCUUACCUCCAUGAGGACAUUCCCAGCUACAAGGGAGAGGGGCCCAAACCCACCAUUGCACACAGGGACUUCAAGAGCAAGAAUGUGAUGCUGCGAGACGAUCUGACCGCAGUCGUCGGAGACUUUGGGCUCGCUGUGCGAUUUGAACCAGGAAAACCUCCAGGAGAUACUCACGGCCAGGUGGGUACGAGGCGCUACAUGGCUCCAGAAGUGCUGGAGGGAGCCAUCAACUUCCAACGAGACUCCUUCCUGAGGAUAGACAUGUAUGCUAUGGGCUUGGUGCUGUGGGAGCUGGUGUCCCGCUGCACAGAGACAGACGGUACAGUUUGCGAGUACAUGCUGCCGUUUGAGGAUGAAAUAGGCCAGCAUCCCUCCCUGGAGGAUCUGCAGGAUGUGGUUGUGCACAAGAAGAUGCGUCCAGCCAUCAAGGACUGCUGGCUCAAACAUCCUGGUUUGAGCCAGAUGUGCGAGACCAUCGAAGAAUGCUGGGACCACGACGCAGAGGCGCGAUUGUCCGCCGGCUGCGUCGAGGAGCGCAUCGCCCAGAUCUCCAGGACGAUCAGCAGCACUACCUCAGACAGCCCCGUCUGCAUUGUGACGUCUCUCACCAACGAGGACCUACCUCCCAAAGAGUCCAGCACCUGAAUGGGUGACACCAUCUUUCACCCUGAGCUCCUGACUUUUUAUUUUUUGAAAUCCAAACUCAGCAGAUCUCCGUGAAUAUUUAAAAACAUAAAAAACAACAACAACAACAACAACAACAACAACAACAACUAGCAACUUGAAUGCAGCUGCUAUUUUAUCCCAAUACUGGUAUGUUUUUUUUGUUUUUCUUUUCUUCAGUUUUUGGUGUUAAAAGUCGGAUCUUACUAACACAUCCAUCUGCUGUAGUUUGAAGUAGUAGUAAGUUAUGCGAUGGGCACAUCUGAUAACACCCAUGUGUCAAAUCUUAAAUGUCGUCAUUACCUCAUGUAUUUCUUUUGUGUUAGUCUAUUUUUAUUACCUCAUGAGUUGUUAUCUUUGUCGUUUUCCUGUCUUGGUCAUGAUCGUCUGCGGCCAAAUGAAACGAACCUUUUGCUCCAAACCUCGGACGACGCGCUGCACACCUCGGAGGAACCGUUUUGAGACUGUUAGACAAAAUAUAUUCAUCUUCCUCAGGGGUCGAAGCUUCUCGAUUUUUACAACUCGAGUGUGCUCCCUUAUUUUAAACCUGUGAAUGCCUCAGAAUGAAAGGAAAAUAAAAGAAGAUCAAACCAAGUCGGAGCACAGCUGUUUUAUCGCAAGGGAGGAGCUUAAAAAACGGGAGCUGAGCAGUUGUAUUGGACAUUUUGGACUUUUUGAAGAUUUGGGACAAGCGUCUUGUCCCUGGGGAACUACCUCUCAGGUAUCCAGUAGGCUUCUUUGGAACAUUUUCUCUAAUUUGAGAGCCAAGCUAUCCAGCUAGCUAUCAUGGACAUAUUCCUGGAUUUUAUUUUGUUUUUUAAUUGUAGAAAUUCAGAGUUACUCCUUUGCCAGUGCCAGGGGCAUUGACGGAUGCUGUCUGGAGUUGCAAUGUUACACAUUCUUGAUUUUAACUGUCUGCGUGAGUGAGCGAACGUGUGUGCGCGCGUGCGUGUGAGAGAAUUUGAAGACUAAAUGAUGUGCGAUGGAUAGAGCGUGUUUUUAAAGUAAGAACCAUGGACAGAUAGUUGGGGUUUAUCCUUGCGAGGGCCAUACUUGAGUAAGCAACAUGUCUGUUUUUAAUUUUCAUGGGUGUUUGUUCAAUAGACUCAGUCGGACACCAGUCCCCAGAUACCUCAGUCACUGUACAUCAUGCAAGGAGAGCUCAAAUGGUUGCCUUUGUCUCAAAUGCAAUGCCAUAGUUGUACCAUAACAUGAAUACCAUACAUUGAAUGUCCGUUAUGCUGCUGUGACUAUUCCAGGAUACUCAAGGAUUUGUAGAUGUACAUGUAUUCUUUGUUAAUAUAACGCUAAUGAUAUUAUGUGAGGCUAAUAUUCUGUUUUUGUGUUUGUUGACUGGGUAAGCCCUCAGCUGCUUACUCCUCCAGACUGACCUCAGAUAUUCUGACAAGUACCUCAGGCUUUUUCUACAUGUAUAUCAAGUUGUGUUUAUGUAUUUUAUUGUGUUUUAGUAGUUGAUAUAUUUUAUUGUCGGUCGGGCCUCUUUGUCUGUGGAGAUUUUUUUAAAAAUAGAGCCUGACCAGUCGUCACGGUGUUAAUGCUGUACAAACGGAAAAAGAAGAGAGGCAGAUUCUUGUAAAUAGACCUGUACACACAGUUGCCGAACACUGAUCUGUUUUUUAAAAAUACGAAAAUCAGGGCAUUAUCGUUCUCAUUUUCACAGAAACGGAAAGGGAUUCCUCAGUUCCACUAAAACAUAUUUAAAGGUUGUUUUGACAACUAGCCCUGUGAUUUUUUUUUUGUUUUUAAAUAUAUAUAUAUAUACAGUAUAUAUAUGAUUUUUUUUCAAGAGUGGUGGUUGUGUUACUGAUUUCUAUGAAUAACGGUAUCAGUUCCUCUGAAUCAGAAGCUGUGUAGGUAGCACUCGCAUUAGAAAGCUUAGUGUGUGUAUCAUUGAAAUACAGACAAAAAAAAAAGAAAAACAAAUGAAAAAAAAAAAAAAUCCCUGAUGGUUUUGGUGCUGGCGGCUUCUGUGAUUGGCCACUUGCUGGAGAUGCCAGUUUGAACAGUAUUACCUCAAUAUUAACCCGCUGAUGUGAUGUUCAGAUCCGAGCCCUGUUCUUCGUACGUGGAUGACUGAAUUAUCCAGGUUAGAGUGUUAAUUUGAAGCAAGUCUGGAUUUUUUUUUUUUGGUUCUUUAAAGGUGUUGUCAUAGCAACCCUUAAGAUAAGCUUCCUGACAGUUAGCUGGAUCAUAACCAAGACAUUUUGGGACGAAACCCACAUGUAUGAAAUGAUUUUCUUAGAUUUAUAAUGACAGAGGGUCGAUGAGAAUGUGCAUGUUCUCGUAAAAUUACUAUAAUCUGUUGGUGUAAUUAUCACAAGUGGAUUUUUUAAAUGAAGAUAACCUGUACUUAAACAUAAUAAAAUGUACAACACAGAAAGUUUGUACACUAAAAAAACAGCCAAGCCAAAUUUAGCUUGGGAAACUAAUCAGAAAGAGAAACUUUAACAUUCUGAUUGUUAAAAGACCAGUGGAGUCCGAACAUACGGCAUUUAAUUUGACAUGAAAAUGGACAUUUAUGCAUUUGAAAACUAAUUAAAUGAUUAAUUGCAGAGCCCACUUUGUUGAAAAUUGCUCAUGCAAUUAAAGCAGCUUUUUAGAUUUACUUAGUAAAACGUCCUUUUCACGGCAGACUUGCAGAUGCAUGAAUGUCAAUUGGCGAGCACUUAUGAUGCACCAGCAUCACUUGUAAUCUCACUACAUUUACUUGUAAUAUCUUAGUGUUUAAGAGUGAUCAAAGUGUGGACAAGUACAGCAAGUACAAGGAAAUCAUAUAAGAUGAGACUUAUGCAGCAGUGCAUGCUGGUAGGGUUUCUAACACGCCUACCUCGUGUAACCGUAAUCCCAUGAUCGUGUGAUCGCUGAUCAUGGUUUCAACUCAUUUUGCCUUCAUUUCAAAAGGUGCUCACACUGUUUUUUGAGAGAACUCAAUCCAGGAUCAACAAAUCCACCUUCAAACUGCUUUCAAAGAACCAAAAAAAAAAAACUGUAAAGCCGUGUUAUUUAGCCUCAUGUUAGCCUGACUUACUUAAGCCACGUGUGAAGAACAGGGCUCUGUUUGGUGAUAGUUAAACCGUGCUGGACAACACACAGGCUCAUCUGUUGUGCUUUGAUUAGUGCUGUGGAAAGAUGGUGAUUUUAACAGUGGUCUGUAACGCUUGCUCCUGUGCAGUUUUGGUUAAGAACGUGUGGGAGAAAAAAAAAAAAAGAAACAUCAAUCCAUACAGAAUAAUGUUUUCAGUGUUUUGGAGAUCAUCAAUGUGUCUACAACUACAUGACUGAUAAUGCAGCCCCAUUGGGAUUCAUGUAAAACAGUGGCAUGUGCGUGGUCCAAGAGUCCAGCAAUAUUUAUUAUACAGCAAUAGUCACUUGAAUAUCAUAGUUUAAGUAGUUAAACUCAGCUGUGACUUAGCAGGUUUCCUCUGCGGAUCAAUAAAGUACAUCUCAUCACACCUGGAUCAUGUUCUGAUGAGGACACGUGUUCCCAAAAAAAAAAAAAAAAAAAAGAAACCCAGAUAGAAGACAAUGCUGUGGGUUGAAUUUUUUUGUGUGUGAGCUGAACGUGACCCAGGUGCUUUCACGUAUUGUGCCAGAAAAACCAACGCAUUGCGAAGGCAAAAUCUGCCGCGAGCGUUCGUUACCUCCAAAAUGCUGUCUUACACCCAGCUCUUCUGAACAGAAAAACCAGUUACCUCAUGCAGUACCUCGUUAGUAACACUAACAUGGAGUCGGUCUCAUCUUCAAGAAAAAAAAAAAAAAAAGGAAAAAAAUAUCAAUUAUUGUGUAUAUAUUUACUUGACAAAUGUAAAGGGUUUCUUCCUUUUCAUGUGUGAAUCUUGUGAAAGCAAAAUCCUUUUUUCUUUUUGAUUUACAGUUGACAUAUUGUUCAUUUGUCAUUGUCUUGAGUGGAUGUUGGAACCGUGUGACCUUCCCUGUUUAUGUGAACUGUGUGUGUGCGGUGUGCGUGUGCCUGUAUGUUGGUUUGUUUCACUAAAACAGUACGAAUGGUGACUUUAUCUGUGAGUUGAAAUGCUUAGAAAUAUAAACUAGAUGAGAAUACAUCCAUCUUUUUGUAUAUUGAAAUAAAGACAAACACUGAUUAA
This is a messenger RNA of Epinephelus fuscoguttatus (brown-marbled grouper), 6194 nucleotides long. RefSeq names its product activin receptor type-2B-like. Gene Ontology annotation, cellular component: activin receptor complex; plasma membrane. Gene Ontology annotation, biological process: protein phosphorylation; activin receptor signaling pathway; cellular response to growth factor stimulus. Gene Ontology annotation, molecular function: activin receptor activity; activin binding; ATP binding. Lineage: Eukaryota; Metazoa; Chordata; Actinopteri; Perciformes; Serranidae. The transcript is spliced from 11 exons. Bases 508 to 2052 code for a protein of 514 amino acids. The record is from RefSeq and is a predicted model, not a curated record.